AUGGGAGUGCCAAAGUUCAAGCAUAUCUUCUUUAGGAGCUUUGUUGGGUCCAGUGGAGCAUCCCAGGUUGUGUUCACCUUCCUUAUGAUUUCUUGUUGCUUGACUAAGGAUUUCAGAGCACCCCCUUUUCUCACAGAUAUUCCUUUCCUGUGGGCUUGGAAUGCCCCAACUGACCUUUGUUCUAAGAGGUUUAAUGUGUCGAUUGAUUUGAGCCUCUUCUCUUUAAUAGGAAACCCCCAAAGAGAUGCCGUAGGACAACCCAUUACAUUAUUUUACAUUGAUAGACUUGGCUUAUAUCCUCAUAUAGAUAAGUAUGGCAACGAUCAUCAUGGAGGAAUCCCCCAGUUGGGUUCCUUACAAGCACAUUUGGCUAAAGCUAGAACAGACAUUGCCUAUUACAUGCCAAAAGACGACGUGGGCUUGGCCAUUAUUGACUGGGAAGAAUGGAGGCCUGUCUGGGCAAGAAACUGGAAACCUAAAGAUGUCUACAGAGAUCGGUCUACUGCCUUGGUUCAGCAACAAAAUCCACACCUUUCUGUCACAGAGGCCGCUAAUCUAGCCAAAGCACAAUAUGAAAUGGCAGGAAAGAAUUUCAUGCAAGAGACUUUAAAACUGGGAAAAUCACUUAGGCCAAAACACUUAUGGGGUUAUUAUCUUUUUCCUGAUUGUUACAAUCAUUAUUAUACUAAACCUCAAUAUAAUGGGUCUUGCUAUGAGUUAGAAAAGAGAAGAAAUAAUGAGCUCAACUGGUUGUGGAAUGAAAGCACUGCCCUUUUCCCUUCCAUUUAUUUGAAUACCAUCCUAAAAUCUUCUCCACGAGCUGCACUCUUUGUCCGUAAUCGUGUUCAGGAAGCCAUUCGGGUUUCUAAAGUACCAAAUGCUAACAGUCCACUUCCAGUUUUUAUAUAUACUCGUCCAGUUUUUACUGAUGUAUCUUCUCAAUACCUUACUCAGGAGGACCUUGUGAGUACAAUUGGUGAAACUAUUUCUCUAGGUGCCUCUGGAAUUAUAAUUUGGGGAAGCUUCAAUUUAAGCCAAAGUGUGGACACCUGCAUAAAACUGCAUGAUUAUAUGAAGACUACACUGAAUCCUUACUUAAUCAAUGUCACCUUGGCAGCCAAAAUAUGUCGCCAACUGUUCUGUCAGGAUCAAGGACUUUGCACAAGGAAAAACUGGAAUUCAGAUGACUAUCUUCACCUGAACCCAGUGAAUUUUGCUAUUGAAACAAGUGAAGAUGGACAAUUCAAAAUAAAAGGGGAGCCUUCAAAUGAAGACCUGCAAAACUUUGCUGAACAUUUUCAUUGCAGCUGUUAUACUGAUGUCGACUGUGAAAAGAAAGUUGAUAUAACAGAAACUCAUUCUAUUAAUGUAUGUGCUACUGAAGAUGUUUGUUUAAAUAUUAUUCUAAACUCAGAAGAUGACAUAUUGCAUUCAAGUAUAGUGCUCUUUUUAUCAUUUUUAUUAUUAGUAUUAAUAUUAAUUAUUGUAGCAGCAAUAGUUUUUGUGAAAACAAAUUCUAUAGGGUGA
Molecule: messenger RNA, 1527 nt
Organism: Pteronotus mesoamericanus
Lineage: Eukaryota; Metazoa; Chordata; Mammalia; Chiroptera; Mormoopidae
Gene: SPAM1
Product: sperm adhesion molecule 1
Exons: 3
Coding region: 1-1527 (508 amino acids)
Biological process (GO): fusion of sperm to egg plasma membrane involved in single fertilization; carbohydrate metabolic process; hyaluronan catabolic process
Cellular component (GO): acrosomal vesicle
Molecular function (GO): hyalurononglucosaminidase activity
Source: RefSeq, a predicted model, not a curated record